UGCGACAUUUCCCAGCGGCGCGCCGGUCACCUGGGGGAGGGUCUGAGAGUAUAAAAGGGAGGCGCUGAGGCUGUGGAGGAAGCGCGUUCCCGAGAGUUGCCGCGAGAUCUGCACUGCUUCAGGGGAAGACUCUGGACUCACACUGUGUGCUGUGCCUUACAUCGUUUUCAACUGCGAAAAUGACCAAGCCGAGAAGUUUCUGCGCCCCGCUGCUGCUGUUCCUGGUGUGGCGCGCAGGGGAGCUGGCGGAAGCCUGCAGCUGUUCUCCUAAACAUCCGCAACAAGCUUUCUGCAGCUCCGAUGUCGUCCUCCGAGCCAAAGUGGUUGGACGGCAAGUGAUUGUCACAGGCAAUGACCUCUACGGCUCUCCAAUCAAGAGGAUCCAGUAUGACGUUAAACAGAUGAAGAUGUUCAAAGGACCUGACCGUGAGAUUGACGCUAUCUUCACUGGCCCAACGUCUGCUGUGUGUGGCGUGAACCUGGACAUCAAUGACAAAAAGGAAUACCUGAUUACAGGUAAACUGGAGUCUGAUGGCACGAUGCAUAUGACACUGUGCGACUUCAUCCAGCCAUGGGAGUCCCUGACCCUUGCUCAGCGAAAGGGCAUGGACUCGCGCUACGAGAUGGGUUGUCAGUGCAGGAUCACCUACUGUGCCAGCGUUCCUUGUGCAAUUAGUGAUCCUGCUGAAUGUCUAUGGACUGACUGGCUUAUGGAGAACUCCGUGCAGGGUCCCCAAGGUCGGCACUACACCUGCAUAAAGAGGAAUGACGAUUCCUGCGCCUGGUACCGUGGAGCCGCGGCACCAAAGAAAGAGUUCCUGGACAUCGAAGAUCCAUAAACCUGCAGUCUUCUGACUUUUAUAGCCCCUUUUAGAAAAAUCUCUCUAACCCUGCUAUGGACUUUUUUUUUUUUUUUUUUUUUUUUUUUUUAAUAAAAUAAUCACUCCGUUAUGUACUUACAUUCUGUACUUUUAUAACAUGGUUCUGGUGACAUGAAAAUGAAAUAGAAUAUGGCAGAGAUGAGGUUCUCUGGUUUUUGUAAAGCACUUUGAGUCCCCAAUAGCACCAAGAUGCAACCAUGCUGUUUAGGAAAAAAAGUUUACUUGCUUUUCUUACCACUGUUUAAAUUUUUUUGGGUGGAAUUUAGAUGACUAAAAUAUAGAACAAUAUGUUGAUAUAUUAUUAAAGUACAUAAAUGAUUUAAAAAUUAAAAAAACUAAUUUGUUAUA
Messenger RNA from Silurus meridionalis, 1229 nucleotides. RefSeq names its product metalloproteinase inhibitor 2-like. The record is from RefSeq and is a predicted model, not a curated record. The transcript is spliced from 6 exons. NCBI's taxonomy places the organism in Eukaryota, Metazoa, Chordata, Actinopteri, Siluriformes, Siluridae. The coding region runs from base 180 to 839 and encodes 219 amino acids. Gene Ontology annotation, molecular function: metalloendopeptidase inhibitor activity; protease binding. Gene Ontology annotation, biological process: negative regulation of membrane protein ectodomain proteolysis; negative regulation of endopeptidase activity. Gene Ontology annotation, cellular component: extracellular matrix.